GCGGGCGCCGCCGUUCGCCCCUCGCAGCCCGCAGCGCAGUCGGCCUCCUCUUGCCCCGUCGCCGCCAUGAGUUACUCCAAGUCCAGCGUCUACUCCAGCUCGUACCGGCCCGUCGGGGGCUCGGUGCGAUUCGGGCCGGUGGCCAGCGCGGCCAGUGUCUACGCCGGGGCCGGCGGCUCGGGCUCGAGGAUCUCCGUCUCGCGGUCGUCCAGCCUGGGCUCCAGCUACGUCGGGGGCGGCGGCGGCUAUGGAGGCAGCGGCUUCUCGCUCUCCCUCUCGGGCUCCGGCGUGGUCCACAACGAGAAGGAGACCAUGCAGGACCUGAACGACCGCCUGGCCAGCUACCUGGAGAAGGUGCGCAGCCUGGAGACCGAGAACCGCCGGCUGGAGAUCCAGAUCCGAGAGCACCUGGAGAAGAAAGGGCCCAGCACCCGCGACUGGAGCCGCUACUUCGAGCUCAUCGAGGACCUGAAGAAUCAGAUCUUUGACCAGACAGUGGAUAACGCUCGCAUUGUCCUGCAGAUUGACAAUGCCAGGUUGGCUGCUGAUGACUUCCGUGUAAAGUUUGAGGCUGAGCUGGCCAUUCGUCAGUCUGUGGAGAGUGACAUUAAUGGCCUCCGCAAAGUCAUUGAUGAUACCAAUAUGAGCCGCCUUCAGCUGGAAGGUGACAUUGAGGCCCUCAAAGAAGAACUGAUCUUCCUGAAGAAGAACCACCAAGAUGAAGUCAAUGCGCUACAGUCCCAGAUUGCCAACUCAGGACUGACAGUAGAAGUAGAUGCUCCCAAGUCACAGGAUCUGGGCAAGAUAAUGGCUGAAAUCCGGGCACAGUAUGACACCUUGGCUCAGAAGAACCUUGAGGAUUUGGACAAGUACUGGAGCCAGCAGAUCACUGAGAGCACCGUCAUGAUCACCCAGAAUACCAAGGAGAUUGAGACCGGCCGUGCUACUGUCACUGAGUUGCGCCGCAACGUCCAAACACUGGAAAUUGAGCUGGAGUCUCUGCGCAACGUGAAAGCCAACCUGGAAGGAAACCUCCUUGAAGUGGAGAGCCGCUACGGCAUGCAGAUGGAGCACCUCAAUGGGCUAUUGCUGCGGACCGAGGCCGAACUGGCACAGAUGCGGAGCGAUGUCCAGCGCCAGGCAGAGGAAUAUCAGGCUCUGCUGAACAUCAAAGACAAGCUGGAGGCUGAGAUCAAUACCUACAGAACCCUGCUGGAGGGCGGAGAUGAGUUCAACCUGAAAGAUGCAUUACUGGAAAGCACCAUGCAAACUACUCAGAAGAUCCACACCACCAAGAUCAUCGAUGGCAAAGUGGUGUCGGAGACGAGCGAAAGCAAAGUGAUGAAGCGUUGAUCCCACCUGCUGUGUGGCAAGGAUUGCCACCCGGUGCAGCUAACGUUGCGCACCUUUUGUUCCAGAGCUGGAGGGUUCCGGGGAGGGACGGGGUGAGUCUUAAUGGAAUUCAAUAAAGAAAUGUUAUUAAAAGAA
Molecule: messenger RNA, 1488 nt
Organism: Podarcis raffonei (Aeolian wall lizard)
Lineage: Eukaryota; Metazoa; Chordata; Lepidosauria; Squamata; Lacertidae
Gene: KRT18
Product: keratin 18
Exons: 7
Coding region: 67-1353 (428 amino acids)
Biological process (GO): intermediate filament cytoskeleton organization
Cellular component (GO): keratin filament
Molecular function (GO): structural molecule activity
Source: RefSeq, a predicted model, not a curated record